AUUUGGACGACCAAGGUGAUUUAACAACCUAAGAAAACCUCAUCGGUCUAUUUUUGUGAUCAUAAAUUUCAUUAUGUGCAGCAUGUGUUUCUGAAACAAUGGGCGUUUUGGAAAAUAUUUAAUAAAAUAUGCAUAUUUUGUUACACAAAACAUAUUUUUGCAAUGUGCUUUUCAUACGAAACGUAACGUUCGUUAAUUGAGUUUCAGCAUACCGUCAGGGACGUUUUAAUUUUGCCUGAUAUUCCUCAUUCACUUUAAUUGGAGCGGCAAUGUUUUGCCCUCAACACGCGCUGUCCAGGCUUACUUCCGGGACUUCACAAUCUUAGGUAAACUGAAGGGGUGCCUGUUCAGUGUGCGUGUCUAUGCUCCGCACGGGCGCACUAACUUCCUGGAAACGUUAGCAGUUUUAUGCUAGGCAAGCUGCUGUCUAAGCAAAAGGAACCACGAUGUUGCGAAUAAGAAGUCAAGUUAAAUUUUGUGCAAUGGCAUUUUCUGCCGCUCGAAUGUUUACCACUGGACCGCCAGCCAACAACCCAGUUGUCUACUUUGAUAUCGCAGCAGACAACAAGCCCCUCGGGAGAGUCACCUUCGAACUAAAUGCAGAUGUUGUGCCAAAAACUGCAGAGAAUUUCCGGGCACUCUGCACGGGAGAACACGGCUUUGGAUACAAGGGGUCGACAUUCCACAGAGUGAUUCCGAGUUUCAUGUGCCAGGGUGGCGACUUUACUAAUCAUAACGGAACUGGGGGCAGAUCUAUCUAUGGACCCCGAUUCCCCGAUGAGAACUUCAAACUGAAGCAUACUGGACCAGGUGUGCUGUCGAUGGCAAAUGCCGGUCCAGAUACAAACGGGUCCCAAUUCUUCAUCUGCACGUCCAAAACAGAAUGGCUGGACGGCAAACACGUGGUGUUUGGCAACGUGAAGGACGGGAUGGACGUGGUGAAGCAGGUGGAGUCCUUCGGGUCCCGGUCCGGCAGCACCUCCAAGAGGAUCACCGUCAUGGAGUGCGGGGAGCUCAAGUAGCGCAACGUGGUUCUGGCAGAAUCGCAUCAACUGUGAAUUUAACAUAAAUCAGGAAAAAAUACAAACCGUGAAUCUCUUUUAGUGUGUAGUUCAGGUGUGCACGUGAUCCAGGUUGUCUAAGGUGCACUGAUUUGCAUUCCCUGUGUGUGUAAAAAUGAUUAAAAUGUGACACUGUUGGUUUAUGGGGAAGGGGGUGGGGGUGGUCAUGAUUGAAUCAGAUGAAUAUAAAAUGAACUAUUUCUGUGUUCCACUUUAAAGGGCUUGUCUUUGCUCAUCCUUGGUAGGUACUAAUAGUGAACAUGCACAUUGCUGUGGAACAGGUGUGCAAGAUUGGCAUGAGAUUGCUUCUUUUUUUUUGUAGACUGCAGAAAUAUGUCAUGGACUUCUGUUCGAAUUCACAUAGGACCUGAGCAUGUUUACUGUAAUUGACAGUGGCAUCUGGAAUUAAACUUUGCAUUCAACUUU
Anguilla rostrata (American eel) is the source of this 1487-nucleotide messenger RNA. Its product is annotated as peptidyl-prolyl cis-trans isomerase A-like. The transcript is spliced from 6 exons. The coding region runs from base 447 to 1022 and encodes 191 amino acids. Lineage: Eukaryota; Metazoa; Chordata; Actinopteri; Anguilliformes; Anguillidae. The record is from RefSeq and is a predicted model, not a curated record. Gene Ontology annotation, biological process: protein peptidyl-prolyl isomerization; regulation of mitochondrial membrane permeability involved in programmed necrotic cell death; protein folding. Gene Ontology annotation, cellular component: mitochondrion. Gene Ontology annotation, molecular function: peptidyl-prolyl cis-trans isomerase activity.